This is a messenger RNA of Tachysurus vachellii, 2345 nucleotides long. It is a transcript of the gene xkr8.3, whose product is annotated as XK related 8, tandem duplicate 3. Gene Ontology annotation, cellular component: plasma membrane. NCBI's taxonomy places the organism in Eukaryota, Metazoa, Chordata, Actinopteri, Siluriformes, Bagridae. The transcript has 3 exons. Bases 239 to 1456 code for a protein of 405 amino acids. The record is from RefSeq and is a predicted model, not a curated record. Gene Ontology annotation, biological process: apoptotic process involved in development; engulfment of apoptotic cell; phosphatidylserine exposure on apoptotic cell surface.
CUUGUUACUUUAGCCCUUUACGCGCAAUGUUAUACCACUUAAAUGUUAUACAGCACUCUGUUAAACAACACCGGGGCGUGAAGUGAUGCCGUUAUUAACAGAAUCCGAUCAUUUUCUUCUUCUUAAACUUUUUCCGAGUUUCCCUUUGAGACCCAAACUUGGGCUGGUUAAGUAUCCUGUAGAGGAAUGAAGGAAAGAAUGACGCGUAAUUAGGAACACUUUGGUGCCACAGGUCGCCAUGGACAGCUCCAUGUUCCCCACAUACUCGUGGCUGGAUUUCACGUUCACGGUGGUCGGUGUGUGUACGUACGUGUUUGAUGUUGGUUCGGAUCUCUGGCUCGCGCAGGAGUUUUUCCACAAGGGCGAUUUGUUUCGGUUCGGAUUGUGGCUCGGGUUCAUGCUCACUUCAUCCCUGAUCAUCCAGAUGUUCAGCUGGUUCUGGCUUAAAUAUGACCUGGAGCUGAAAACCUUCCAAACAACACACAAGCAUAUGAUUCUUUUCGGCAGUGAAAGACGCCUGAGACUGACGUGUUUCCUUCACGUGUUUCAGCUCGGCUUCUUGUGCAGGCAGGUGACAGCAAUCUGGCAGGGCUUCUGCGUGUGGUGGCGAGGAGAACAGGGCUCAGAGUACACCGCCUACCUGACCCAUGACCUCAGCAUGCUGCGCCUGAUCGAGACGUUCUGCGAGAGCACGCCCCAGCUCUCGUUCAUGAUCUACAUCAUGAUCGUCAACAAUCACGCCAGAAUCGUCCAGUAUGUAAGCGUGAUCGCGUCUACCAUUUCGAUAGCAUGGAUGGUGGUGGACUACCAUCGCUCGCUGCGUUUCUUCCUCCCUGAGAAGUCCAACCAGACAUGGCUGUCCUCUGUUAUCUACUUCCUGUGGAACCUGUUCCUGAUUGGCCCACGCGUGGCGUGCGUGUCUCUCUUUACCUCCGUCAUGUCCUGUUAUGUUUUUGUUCACUUCCUCUUGCUUUGGCUUGUGUUUCUGGUCUGGGCCUCUCUGCAGGGCACCAAUUUCAUGGACAGUAAAGCUGGAGAAUGGCUGUACCGAGCCACUGUAGGCAUCAUCUGGUACUUCAGCUGGUUUAAUGUGAUGGAAGGAAGAACCAGGGGCAGGAGUGCCAUCUACCACUGGUUUAUCAUGACCGACAGCGCAAUCCUAAUGGUCACAUGGUGGUGCUACAGAGAUCAGGAAGCGAGUCAGUCCUAUUCGCUUAUCCUCCUUAUCCUCAUUCCUCUUUCUUAUCUGAUAGGGCUGUUGGUUAAAAUGCUCUAUUACUGCUGCUUUCACCCCAAGCUGAGGCAGACCCAGGGCUUAAAGAAGGUUUCAGAUGUGCCUGAUGGUCUGGCGGCACUGGGUAUGGCUGUAGAGACGGACUCUUUCAGACCUGCGAUGUUAAACAGGAGGAUGGCCAGACACGCUGCUAACUUUUACAGGGACACAUGGACAUGCUAGAAGGGACCAGAGGACACCGGGGUUAUCUGAGGACGAGAGAAUGAAAUUGCACUUUCAGCAUGUACCAAAAUUAAGCUGGGUGGUUUUUCAAACAGCUUUUGAGGGUUUAGUCCAAGAUUAACCGUGUUGGAAACCUAGCACAGGCAGAAAAGAAAAAAAAAAAACUUUAAUACUAGGACAACCAUCAUGGCCAAAGGUUUACCUGCGACAAGCACCGAGGCUGAGACACUAACGUAUUCUUGCUGGAUGUGUGUGUGUACAGCAUACACACACAUCCUGAUAUCACAGCACACAGUUUUUUCUGGAACAGCAUGUUUUGACUGGUUUAUUUCUUGCCUAUUGAAUAUCCAGCAAUCAGCACAACCUUAGUCCUGUACCUGAGUACUGAGUACAGAGUCAGUAUCAGUCAGAUUUUGCCCAGAAUUCAGCACUCUUCACUUUAUUAGCUACAACCAAAGCUUCAUUUCAAACCCUUUACUACGGUUAAAAAAAGAUGUCAGACUGGAGCUCGUGUCUGGUGUCACGACAAAUGUUUACAUUUCUGUUUGAUAGAAAAUCUUGUACUAGAUUUUGCAUGAAUGUUAUGAAUUCUGUAAAAUGUUUUAUAUAUGUAUAAAAAGGUUCGAGAAUGUACACUUGAAGCUUCCGAAUGUCAGGAUUUGUAUUUAAUCUUUCUUUAAUAGUGCCUACAUGUGAACACGUCUCUGUCCUUGUUCAAAGCCAUACUCUGAUCAGUUUGUUUAUUUAUUACACAUAUUUUUUUUUGUUACACGGUUGUUACACGUUAAUGGAUGGUGUUAAUGUUCAUGAUAUUCAGUGCCGUUAGUCUUUAUAACUCUGAGGAGUUUGUGGCUUUACAGUCAGAGAAUGAAAUAAAAUGUUCAAGUAA